AUGCUGGCGCCGACUUUGCUCAGCCUGCUGUGCCUCACGUCCGCGGCCCUCGUCGGCGCUGUUCCCGGCCGGCUUAACGGAGACAAGACGCGACAGAUCACGGGAUAUCCUUUUGACCAGCGUUCGACGAACAGUGUUGUUUGCCGCACAUCGGUGGAUACAGUGAAGUCGACGCUCACGAAAGAUGACUGUCCGAAUUGUGCGGACGACGCGGCGUUAAGCAUCGGCGCUGCAAGAUGGACAAUGCCGCUGCUGAAGCUAGGAGAAAAACGUUAUUACCUAGGAAUCUUUUUCAAGGCAAACUGGUACAGAGCGGCCCAAUACUGCCGCUACCACGGUAUGCACUUGGCGAGCAUCAAUUCGCAAGAGGAGAACGACAAGCUCGAGAAGCACAUCAGGGACUUCGGCCUGGCGCACGAGCACUUCUGGACUUCGGGCACCGAUCAAGCGGAGGAAGGCACGUUCUUCUGGAUGGCCAACGGCAGGCCGAUCACCUUCGAGAAUUGGAACGCCGGCGAGCCCAACAACUUCCGGUACGAAAACGGCGAGGAGGAGCAUUGCUUGGAGCUGUGGAACCGUGACGGCAAGGGAUUAAAAUGGAACGACAGUCCGUGCAGUUUCGAAACGUUCUUCGUGUGCGAAGUGCAGUGAAGGACUCGAA
This is a messenger RNA of Phymastichus coffea, 661 nucleotides long. RefSeq names its product C-type lectin 37Db-like. Gene Ontology annotation, cellular component: external side of plasma membrane. Bases 1 to 651 code for a protein of 216 amino acids. The transcript is spliced from 5 exons. Gene Ontology annotation, biological process: biological process involved in interspecies interaction between organisms. Gene Ontology annotation, molecular function: carbohydrate binding. The record is from RefSeq and is a predicted model, not a curated record. Lineage: Eukaryota; Metazoa; Arthropoda; Insecta; Hymenoptera; Eulophidae.